CGUGCGCAUGCGCACAUUUAUACACACAUGUAUGAGCCUCUGUUUACGGUUCACUUUACGGCGUGCAUAGGUGCAUUGCACUUUCUCUACUUUUGCGUGUUGUAUCGUAUUAUGAUACUGUGAAAUUUGACAACCAGCUGAUUCAAAUCGAUUAAAAAAGACUGAUGGAGGAACCAGUGCGAAAACAAGCUCGAAAGGAGAAACCUGAAGCGGCCGGAAGCGCUAGCGUAACGCAAAGCGAUGGAAAUACAUUAGAUUCGAGUUCCUAUCUAACCUACGACAUUUUGAGAAUUAUUUUUCAAUAUUUAUCUGCCAAGGACCUAGCGAACGCCGCGAUAGUUUGCAGGUCCUGGUUAGAAGCAGCAAAUAAAGAAAAACGGACAAGAGGUCCUUGUUGCUUUAUGCAAGCUUAUAAAACUGAAGAUUAUUUAAGUAAUAUCAACAAUAUAAGAGUUAAACCAUCGCUGGGUUUGUUUUUCAUUCCUAAUGAUUUACCAGCCGAUAUAGAAGAACGUAUUGAGGCUUUACUACCAGAUGAUUGUAAGGCUGUAAUGUUAUAUGGUAAAGGUAUCAUUAUGGAUAAUAAUGAGAUGGAAUAUCAUUCACUCUCUAGUAUGGCAUGUGCAUUCUUACCACAAAUUCCAAAUGUACAAGUAAAAUUGUUUAAACUGACAGAAUGCGAAUUUUGUAUUAUACGGAGAUCAAUUGAAUAUGAACAAAUUAUUAGCACAAUUGAUAAUGAUGAAAUAUCUUCAAAUCAGAUGUCUACUUGUUGUAUGUUAUUUUGUAAUAAUGCAGGUCAUACCAUAGCAACACGUUGGUCCUCAGUCAUACAAAAAAGCAAAAGAAAUAAAGUAACUUCUGUAUGGGGUGGUGUGUUGAAAGAUAUUCACGUAAAAUGUCCUAAUAAUUUGUGCAAAACAUCAAAGUACCAAGUACUUCAUAGAAUGGAUGCACCACAUUGUUUUGCUGUCCUAAUCACUGGUUCUAUACAGACAUGGUCUAUGAUUUUGGAUAAGAAAUGCAAAACAAAAGAACAAGCCGAAGAGAGAUUAAAGUUAUUUAAAAAUAAAGUUAAAUUAAAGAAACAUUCUAUAGGAUUUAUGUUUGUGUGUAAUGCUCGCGGAAGUAAUCUGUAUGAUGAAAAUCAUAUAGAGUCAACAAUAUUCAAAAAAUUAUUUCCUAAAGUACCUUUAGCCGGUUGCUUUGGUUAUGGCGAAUUUGGAAAAAAUACCUUUGAUGAGACAAACGAAGAAAAAAACAGUGAAGAGGGACAGAGACCUAAGAGAUCGAAGUCUUGGUAUAACGAAUUCUCUAGUGUGUUUUUGAUACUUACAUAUGAUUGACGAUUUAAAAGAGAUGGAAUAUUAUUUACUCUCUAGUAUGACGUGUGCAUUCUUACCAUGAAUUCUGAAUAUAAGAGUAAAAUUGUUUAAACUGAAUGCGAAUAUUGUAUUAUACGGAGGACAACUAAAUAUCAAGAGAAUUACCAUAAUUGAUAAUCACGUAAUACACGAUCCAGGGCUGUCGUGUGGCUCUGUACGUAGAACAUCAGAUCGCGAGUUCGAUUCCAAGGAGCCCGCAUAUAUGAAUUAAAAAUUCUUAUAUGCGAGCUGCCUGGGAUCGAACUCGCGACAUGAUACUUUUAUGAGUCCUUGGCAUAUACAAAUUUUUAAUGUGUAUGAAAAAGUACCUAUAGUUUUAAGUCUUAUUAUAUCUUCAUCAUUCUUUUUUUUUAAAUCUAAAAGCAGUUACGCUCCGACAUUCACAGAACAAAAACAGUAUAACGAACGCCAUAGCAAUAAAUUCAAACACAAAGAUUGUACUAUAUUCUUAGAUGUAAUUUGUGAAAAUGCAUUUUGUACGAGUCUUAAAA
Solenopsis invicta (red fire ant) is the source of this 1876-nucleotide messenger RNA. RefSeq lists its product as uncharacterized. Gene Ontology annotation, molecular function: protein binding. Gene Ontology annotation, biological process: protein polyubiquitination; positive regulation of proteasomal ubiquitin-dependent protein catabolic process. The transcript is spliced from 5 exons. The record is from RefSeq and is a predicted model, not a curated record. NCBI's taxonomy places the organism in Eukaryota, Metazoa, Arthropoda, Insecta, Hymenoptera, Formicidae. The coding region runs from base 165 to 1346 and encodes 393 amino acids.